AUGGAGGACACUGAAGAACUGAAGAACAUAUCAAAAAUUCAGACAUCAGAACAGUUUAAGGCAAAAACCAAACUGCAAUCCACGUUCACAGUGAGUAAAGACACGUUAAUAGGACUAACCACAGAUAAUACUAAACCAGGGAUCAGCUGCACAAAACAGAGGGAACCCCUGUCAAAAAAUUCCCCGAAACGACCUCUAAACGACCCUCAAACACUCUUAGAGGAAGUUUACGGGGACCUAAAUGAUUCAUCCAGCUCGGACGAGAGCAUGGAUACUACUAUAAAAAGCAACGAGGCAGGCCCACAAACUGAUAACUCCACAGAAAAUGCCAACUCCACCCUAGAAAACCCAGUCCCUGUAAACACAGGAACAAAACAACAAGCCUCAGACCACGGUCCUGGCAAAAUUACAGAGAAUACACAAAAAAGUAUGGAGAACGCCCAUGAAAGUAUGGAGAAAGUCCCUAAAAGCUCGGAGAAUACCCAAAUACCGGAAAAUUCUGAUUUAAACACUCCCCUCCUUAGCAGAAGUGCCAGUGAGGAUAAAUCCGAUGACUAUGUGGACGCAGAUGAUCACACAAGUACAAAUCAGGAAACCAACACGACAAGGUCCACUGAAGGGGUAAACCACCCCAACCCCCAAGAUCUUCCGACCCAAGGAACAUUCCAAAACAUAUGA
Psylliodes chrysocephalus is the source of this 678-nucleotide messenger RNA. The record is from the annotation of a GenBank genome assembly. Lineage: Eukaryota; Metazoa; Arthropoda; Insecta; Coleoptera; Chrysomelidae.